Molecule: messenger RNA, 1459 nt
Organism: Xyrauchen texanus (razorback sucker)
Lineage: Eukaryota; Metazoa; Chordata; Actinopteri; Cypriniformes; Catostomidae
Gene: tsen34
Product: TSEN34 tRNA splicing endonuclease subunit
Exons: 4
Coding region: 261-1250 (329 amino acids)
Biological process (GO): tRNA splicing, via endonucleolytic cleavage and ligation; tRNA-type intron splice site recognition and cleavage
Cellular component (GO): tRNA-intron endonuclease complex
Molecular function (GO): nucleic acid binding; tRNA-intron lyase activity
Source: RefSeq, a predicted model, not a curated record
GGGAAGUGAAAACCGCAUGGUGUGGGUUGUGAAUGGUGAAGAAUGUUGCACAGUUUUCUUGUAGUUAAAGUUAAAUGUAUUCGUUUUUUCCAGCACACGAUACCAGUAUUUAAUUAUCAUUCGUGUACACCGAGACAGAUGUGGAAAUGUUGGCCAAAGCACUUCUUUAAGGGAGUGUGGAUAUAGUAAACGGAUUUCGCCUUGCGUCUAAUGUUAUUCUCUUCGGGUGAAAACUCGCAAUGUUUCGGUACGUUUAAUUGAUGAAUGUGUAUCGAGCAGGGAUGGACUUAUCAUCAUCAUCAUCAUCAUCAUCAUCAUCAUCAUCAUCAUCUAGUAUGGAAAUUAACGAGGGUUUGCAUGCAAGAGGCGAAAGUGGUCCUCAGCCGACAGAAGAUGGUUUGAUUGACAUUAGUUUGUGCGGAUCCACGCCUCUGUUGUGGAGGGUGUCCGAUGUGAAAAGGUCCAGAGAUGCGGGUGUGAUCGGGUCUCUGGUGGGUUCUCUGGCCCGUCAGCCCCGGCAGAAUGUGCGGCUGGGCAGACCGCUGGAGCUCAUGCAGGAGGAGGCGCUGGUGCUGAUAGAGGAGACGCACACUGCUGCAGCAUCACGGCAUACACAGGAGAGUGGAGAUGAGGAGAUUCAUUCAGAGGCUGUGAGACAGUAUGAGGCAGGUCUGGAGAGCAGUUAUAAGGAGCAGUGCGCUCUGGCCCUGGAGGACAAGAAGACUGUGCUCAGGAGAGUAUUGAAUGAGAAAGAGAAUGGCACUGAUGACUCAGGCAAUGCAAUUAGAGACCGACUUAAUGCACUGGACCAAGCUUUCCAUUUCCCAUUGUCGGCUAUCACGGUCCAGCUCUGUACUGCCCGGACGGGCUUCAGCUACUGUCCCGAGGAGCGAACUGUUGUCUCCACUGACUGGCCAAUGCCUCGAGAUGAACGCUUGAAAACAAGAUUCUGUGUGUACAGGGAUCUGAGAAAUAAAGGCUACUAUCUGACCUCUGCAGGGAAGUUUGGAGGAGACUUCCUGGUGUACCCAGGUGAUCCACUGCGCUUCCAUGCUCAUUUCAUUGUGUUGUGCAUCUCCAUGGAUGAACAGAUACCGCUGUGUGACAUUCUGGCUAUAGCUCGUCUGGGCUCUAAUGUGAAGAAAACGGUAUUGCUUUGCUCUCCACAGAACCCCAAUGAGUCUGGACAGGAUGAGGGCGUGGAGGGGGGUGUGGUGUAUUCAUCGCUACAGUGGAGCUCUAUGGUUUAACUAAUCAACUACAACUUGUUUGAUCCAUUCAGAUUGUUGAGAGAUGAUGUGGUGCUCUGCGAGCAACUCAAAGCCUCAGCUGUGCCUUUUUAAUGUGUAGUGAGUGGUUUAAAAAUGUUUAAUGACUGACAGGACUAAAGUGUCUUGGUAGAUGAGCAGCUAUGCAGAAGGAUGCCCCGAUAUCAUUGAAUAAAAGUAUUUUGAGUGUC